GCUAACGGCUGCCAGAAAGGCUAACGUAGAUGCACUUAAAGACCACAAGUCUUCGUCGAAAUUAAUUGUUUUUGUUUCAGUAAUAGAUAAACACGUUAAAGAAUGUACAACCACGUAAACCUGGGGUGAAUCAUGCGCAAAUGAGACUCGGCAGCAUGCUCUAUGGGAGUACAAACGUUGGUAAAUGUAAGUUUAACUGUCGUUGAGAGGUUUGAAGGUGUUGGACACCCACAUGACUUCCAGAGGGACAGCCAGGAUGGGAGACAUCCUGGCAACAGAGGCUGAUCUCCUUGGGAUGAUAAAAGAGUUCCUUAAAUUUGAGGACUUUGACGAGACUGUUCACAGUUUUGACAAGGAAUGCAAAUGCAAAGGGAAGCUGGUCUCAAAGCCUCAAGGAAGUGCUCUCAGAGACUCAAAGACUCUAAUCAUUCAGAAAGACUUGCUAAGUUCUUUUGAUGAUGGAGACCACAAAGUGUUCUUUGAACUAUGGGCAGACAAUAUUCCUUCUGAGGUAAGAGACACAGACGCCGAGGCUCAGAGCCUGGAGUUCUUCCUCCAUAUCCACUUCACUAUCUACCCACUGAGGACACACCCCGGCAGACAUGACCAAGCAGAGUUUGAGGAGCGAAUUUCCUACUUCAAGCAGUACCUGGAGACUAGAGGAGCAGCAUUGAGCCAGACCACAAAGUUUCUGCCUUACUAUGCCUUGCCUUUUGUUCCUAACCCCACCAUCCAUCCCUCCUUCAAAGAUCUUUUCCAGGAUUCCUGGAUACCACACUUGAAGGAGAAGCUGAAGCAGUUUUUGUCAGUGACACUAAAGCCGUCCAACACACCAAGGCUGCUCAGCUUAUAUAAAGAGGGAGGGCGGACUGCUAAAGACACCAUACAACAGUUACAGCUCCAACUGGUUGAAUCAGACCGGCGCAUCAUCAGCUAUGUGCGGAAGUACAACAAGAUGCAGGCAGACUACCACAACCUGAUUGGGAUCACUGCUGAGCUGGUCGACUCAUUGGAGGCAACCAUCAGCGGAAAAAUGAUCUCCCCAGAGUACCUGCAGAGUGUGUGCGUUCGCCUGUUCAGCAGUCAGAUGAGGCAGAGCGUGGUGCAGAGCACUGACUUUACCAGACCAGGCACUGGCUAUUACUCUAUGAGUCCCUAUGAUGAUGGCUAUGCUUCCUCGAUGCUACGAGCGUCCAUUGCACCACCGAGAUCCAAAGAGGUGCCAAUGCUGCCCUCUCUGGACUAUGAGAAACUUAAGAAAGACUUGUGUGACGGUCCAGACCGACUGAAGUCCCUGUUGCUUCAGGCACUGCGCUGGAGACUGACUCGCUCACUCCCUGGUGAACAGAGGGACACAGUGCUUCAGGCUUACAUCAGUAAUGACCUGCUGGAGCGCUACAACACAAAACAGAAAACCGUGCUUCAUUUAAUGAGAUCAAAGAACGAGCUUGUCCGCCAGUACAUGGCUCAACUCAUCAAUGCAUUUGCUUCCCUUGCAGAGGGCCGUGUUUACCUCUCCCAGAUUCCCAUUCUUCUCAAACUUCUGACAGAGGCUCUCAGGGCAGAGGAAAAAGAAUCUCUGACUAGAGAGAAUGUACUAGUGGCUCUACAGAAACUAAGUCUCAGGAGGGGUCAGCAGACCUCUAUGAUAGCAGAUGACCUGAUUCGCUGGCUGGUGGACGAGCUGCAGGAUUCAGACUGCUUGAGUGACUACACCCUGGAGUACUCUGCUGCUCUUCUCAUGAACCUGUGUCUACGAACAAAAGGCAAAAGGAAGUGUGCAGAGAACGCCAAGCAUGUGCUAAAGGUUCUAACUGACCUUCUUGGACAUGAGAACCAUGAGAUUCGUCCGUAUGUGAAUGGAGCCCUCUACAGUAUCCUGUGUAUUCCCUCUGUGAGACAGGAAGCCAAAGAGAUGAGUGUAGAGGAGAUCCUCCGCUGCUACAGCAAGGAGCAGAACCCAGACCUUAACAGACAGAUUGAGUUCAUCAUUAAACAGCUGAACUCAGCUGAAGAAGAGGGUCCAGAGUCGGAUGAUGAAGAAGAGGAGGAGGACAACGAUGAGGAUUUGAUGGAGGCAGACCUUGAUAUAGAAGAAGUUCUCCAACCACAGCCCAGGGAGCUGUGUGGGGAGAGUCUGCUCACAACCGAAUACCUGGGCAUCAUGACCAACAUGGCAAAAGUAAAGAGGAAGAUGACCCCUCAGCAGCUGCCAUGUGUUGAUGAACCCCUACAACGGCCAGUCACCCCAAGUUCUCAUCGCAAUGUCAAUACAGGGGAUUAUCGAUCCGGCAGUCAGGGCGUUGAAGGAGGGAGCCUCCCACCUUCCCAACACAACUCUCGACCUCCAACACGCUCUGGCAGUCGCCCCAGCACAGCUGACUCCCUGCGUCACAGCAUUGAUUCUGAAUGUGGCCGGUUGUCCCAGGAAUCAGAAUUGGACGGUCUGUAUGAAGGGGCUGCCAGGAAAGAACGGUCCCAGGCAGAUCACAAUGGACACUCUGACAGUGAUGGUUAUUGUCCUGCAUUUGAAAGCCAACCCAAGAUUCCCCGUACGCCUGACACGCCAACCAGCCGGAACAGUGCCAGCCAGGCUCGAGGUCUGACUCUGGCACCCCAGUUCUCCCAGUCAGAGCCACAGCAGAGUAGCCGGCCAAGCUCUGCUGGCUCAACAGGAGGAGGGGGACAACACAGUGGAGGCAGCCAGUCAAAGAGGAGGUGAAGAGGGAGCUGUCACCGUGGAGUAGUGCUAUCUCCCCCAGAGCAUCAGGCUUCCUGUAACAUCAUCCCCCCAGGUUGCAAACAGGGUCAGAGCAUCAGAGAUGGUUGAGGAUCGGCAGCAGGAGGAGGAGGAGGAGCUUAAACAAUGUGAAGGAUUGUUGCUCUGCAUUUUUUGUCUCCCCCCCCCGCUGUAGUACAGACUUCUUCUGCAACAAGAUCUGAGGUCAGACAAUAAUCACAGCCCUCAGAUGAUGGCACACCUUAAUACAUGCAGCAUCCUUCAGAAAGGAAAAACUUAAUGUUUUACAAGAUAUCUUAGGAAUGAUUCCCAGCUCAGCUGUAUAGAUUUAAGUGUGCUCCAAUUCUCACUGCCUUUCUGUAUGUUUAACAAAGGAUUCCAGUAAUACAACACAGAUAGGUUCGCAUUUUUGUCUUUCAGUUACUUAUACAGAUGUUACAAAAAGGGAUUCAAAUCUGUAACUGUCUGAAUUUCAUCUUAAACAAAGAUUUGUGACCUGGGUCGAAAAUGUCCUUCCACAUGAACAAAUAAUCACACCAGCUUCACUUUAAAACAUCUCAUAUCAGAGUAGCUGCUUUUUUAACUCCAGGAAUGUUUACAAAAAGACUCAGGUCUUGGCUUGAAAUGUCAGGCUGGUGCAUGUUUUUAAGACAUUGAACUGCUUAUUGUUGUUAAAAUGAUAUAAUCCAAAUAACUUGAAUCUGUGUGUCUUAAAUCCAUAAUUGGUGUCACUGGACAUUUGCACUGUUGUCCAGAUGUGGUUAUAUUUGGUUCUUCUGUGUCGAGUGCUGCAGUUUGGUUGUAAUGUAUUUUUGUAGUAGGUGAUUUUGAUACUUAAAGUAGUUUU
Molecule: messenger RNA, 3587 nt
Organism: Cheilinus undulatus (humphead wrasse)
Lineage: Eukaryota; Metazoa; Chordata; Actinopteri; Labriformes; Labridae
Product: lisH domain-containing protein ARMC9
Exons: 26
Coding region: 233-2722 (829 amino acids)
Biological process (GO): cilium assembly
Cellular component (GO): centriole; ciliary basal body; ciliary tip
Molecular function (GO): protein binding
Source: RefSeq, a predicted model, not a curated record